This is a messenger RNA of Cavenderia fasciculata, 1743 nucleotides long. It is a transcript of the gene rabK1, whose product is annotated as Rab GTPase. The coding region runs from base 1 to 1743 and encodes 580 amino acids. The record is from RefSeq and is a predicted model, not a curated record. Lineage: Eukaryota; Evosea; Eumycetozoa; Acytosteliales; Cavenderiaceae. Gene Ontology annotation, molecular function: protein kinase binding; GTPase activity; GTP binding. Gene Ontology annotation, cellular component: cytoskeleton; cytoplasmic vesicle; cell projection. Gene Ontology annotation, biological process: actin filament organization; regulation of cell shape; small GTPase-mediated signal transduction. The transcript has 2 exons.
AUGCAAAAUAUUAAAACUGUCGUAGUCGGUGAUGGAGCCGUUGGUAAAAGUUGUCUACUUAUUGCAUAUACCACAAAUGCUUUCCCAGGUGAAUAUGUACCAACAGUAUUUGAUAAUUACUCUGCUAAUGUGAUGUAUAAAGGUAAACCAAUCAAUGUUGGACUUUGGGAUACAGCAGGUCAAGAAGAUUAUGAUAGAUUGAGACCAUUGUCAUACCCACAGACCGAUGUUUUUUUGGUAUGUUUUUCAAUUGUAUCAAGAGCUUCAUUUGAAAAUAUCAAACAUAAAUGGUAUCCAGAGAUUCAACACCAUAUGCCACAUGUGCCCAAGGUGUUGGUUGGCACAAAAUGUGAUCUCAGAGGAAGUACUUCGCGUCCAGAGGUUACAGCCAAGGAGGCAUUUGAUUUGGUCAAGGAAUUGGGAUUCACUACCUAUGUCGAGACGUCGGCACUCCAUCAAACCAAUCUAAAGGAACUCUUUGAUAAGAGUUUUGAAUCGGUGUUUAAUGCACCUUCCGUUAAAUCGAAAAAGGGUGUUAAACCACCACCCAUCCCACCAGUCAUGCCACCAGCUGGCAAAGCUCCAUGGAUGAACAUUAUUACAUCGAGUUAUGAAAAAGAGAUGAAGACAACAUUGGAGAGCCAAAACUUUGCAGAUGUCAAGUUUGUCUUUGCAGACGACCGUCCCAUCCUUGCUCACCGUGUCAUCUUGUGUGCAUCGUCCCAAGUAUUCCGUCGUUUGUUUGCCAUGACUACCAAUUCCGAUCAUUCUCCCUACAAACCAGAAGAUAUUGAAGAGGGACGUGUCAAAGGUAUCAAGUCGUUGAAAUCGGUGCCUUCGUCAACCUAUGAUGAUGGUAGUCUGUCGAGUGGAGAGUUGGUAGAGAUUGAAGUGGCUGGAUUCUCGCGUCGUAUCUUUUAUAGAUUCGUCGAGUUUCUCUACACUGGUUUGCUCAAUACAUCGGACCGUACCGAUCAAAUCAAAGAUACCAUGUCGAUUGGCGAGGCAUUCGAGUACAAGUUCCUCGUCAAUGCAUGCAAGAAUCUAUUAAAUGGCGCUGAAGAUCUCAACCCAUCCAUAUCAACCUACUUGAACGACGAGAUUGGUGAACGUGCCAAAGAGUUGUUUUUUAACAAAAAGGUGUACUCAGAUAUCCAGUUUGUCGUAGAGGGCAAGGUAUUGUACGCACACAAAGCCUUUAUCUAUUCGCGUUCACCAGUUGUCAAUGCAUUUGUAAACUCAACCAAAGACUUUUCCGAAAAGGAAGGGUCAACCGUAGAGUUGAGUGAUGGUAUUGGAUACGAACCAUUCAAGGCUAUUCUAGAGUACCUCUACACUUCUCAUGCUCCCAUUGAAGAUAAUGACAGUGUUGGUAUUUUGGUGCUUGCCAAUCGAUUUGGUCUCAGUCGUCUCAUGACACUCUGUGAAUUGUACAUUAGCAAGGAAAUUGAUCGUGCCGUCGCAGUUGGUAUUUUCCGUUCUCAAUUGGAUAUCAUCGGUCUCUACAUGUGUGCCAAGCAACACAAUUCCGAACAACUCACAAAGUUUUGUCUUCAUUUUAUCGCAUCCAACUAUCAACCAAUGACCAAACGUCCUGAAUUUAAAAACCUCGACCCCGAGAGUAAGCGUGUCCUAGAAGAAAAUCAAUGGCCACCAGUCUCUUAUCUUGAAGCUUGUGAAGAAUAUGAAAAAGAAUUGGAAAAGUAUAAUGGUACUGGUAAAAGUAAUUGUUCAUUAAUGUAA